Messenger RNA from Eptesicus fuscus (big brown bat), 4121 nucleotides. It is a transcript of the gene HIC2, whose product is annotated as HIC ZBTB transcriptional repressor 2. The record is from RefSeq and is a predicted model, not a curated record. The coding region runs from base 232 to 2082 and encodes 616 amino acids. Gene Ontology annotation, biological process: regulation of transcription by RNA polymerase II. The transcript is spliced from 4 exons. Gene Ontology annotation, molecular function: RNA polymerase II cis-regulatory region sequence-specific DNA binding; DNA-binding transcription factor activity, RNA polymerase II-specific; protein binding. Lineage: Eukaryota; Metazoa; Chordata; Mammalia; Chiroptera; Vespertilionidae. Gene Ontology annotation, cellular component: nucleus.
GCCGGGCGGGCGGCUGUGAGCAGCGCUCCGGGCGCGCUGGGCGGGGAGCCGGGCCGGCGGCGGGAGGACAGGGCGGCGCGGGCCUGGCGCCGAGGACGAGGAGCCGCAAGCAGGGCCGGCCGGCUGGCGGGCGGAACGCCGCCGCCGACGCACAUAAGGUGACCGGGCAUUGAUGCACCCCCAAGGGAGGCCACGCGCUCAAGGAGGCCACCCCUGCUCGCUGCUGCUCACAUGGUUUCUGGGCCCCUGGCACUCCGGUGGUACGCGUGGGCAGGGCGUGGGGACAUGGGGCCUGACAUGGAGCUGCCCAGCCAUUCGAAGCAGCUCCUGCUGCAGCUGAACCAGCAGAGGACAAAGGGCUUCCUGUGUGAUGUCAUCAUCAUGGUGGAGAACUCCAUCUUCCGGGCCCACAAGAAUGUCCUGGCCGCCAGCAGCAUCUACUUCAAGUCCCUGGUCCUGCACGACAACCUCAUCAACCUGGACACGGACAUGGUCAGCUCCACAGUGUUCCAGCAGAUCCUGGACUUUAUCUACACGGGCAAGCUGCUGCCCAGCGACCAGCCAGCGGAGCCCAACUUCAGCACUCUCCUCACUGCCGCCAGCUACCUCCAGCUGCCCGAGUUGGCAGCCCUCUGCCGUCGAAAGCUCAAGCGAGCCGGCAAGCCUUUCGGCUCUGGGCGGGUGGGGGCUGCUGGCAUGGGGCGGCCCCCCCGCAGCCAGCGGCUGUCCACAGCUUCUGUCAUCCAGGCUCGGUAUCCGGGGCUCAUGGAUGGGCGCAAGGGGGCCCACACCCCCCAGGAGCUCCCCCAGGCCAAAGGCUCAGAUGAUGAGCUCUUCCUCGGCAGCUCCAAUCAGGAGAGUGCACACAGCCUGGGCCGGGCCGUCUGUCCAGCCGGUGGGGAGGCCGGCCUGGGCAGUUGCAGCACCAAUGGGAGCAGUGGGGGCUGCGAGCAGGAGCUGGGCCUGGACCUGUCCAAGAAGAGCCCGCCCUUGCCCCCCGCCACUCCUGUUCCCCCCCUCACCCCAGAUGAUCCCGCCCAGCUGAGUGACAGUCAGCAUGGCUCGCCCCUCUCGGCCUCAGCUCCUCCCGUUGCCAACAGUGCCUCUUAUGCCGACCUGGGGGGCGCCCCCAGUGAGCCCAUGGACCUGGAGGGGCCCGAGGACAGCCACCUGAGCCUGCUGGAGGCGCCUGGCGGGCAGCCCCGGAAGGGCCUCCGGCACUCGGCCCGCAAGAAGGAGUGGAGCAAAAAGGAGCCCGUGGCAGGCUCCCCCUUUGAGCGGAGGGAAGUGGGGCCCAAGGGCUCCUGCCCGGGGGAAGAGAGCGAAGGCCUUGGGGACAGGGUUCCCAACGGCAUCCUGGCCAGCAGUGUAGCAGGGGGCGGCCCCAGCGGGCCCUACAGGGAGCCCUCAUACCCCUGCAAGGAGGAGGAAGAGAACGGCAAGGACGCGAGUGAGGACAGCGGGCAGAGUGAGAGUGAGGGGGGCAGUGGCCACGCCAGCGCCCACUAUAUGUACCGGCAGGAAGGCUACGAGACAGUGUCCUAUGGGGACAACCUGUAUGUGUGCAUCCCCUGCGCCAAAGGCUUCCCCAGCUCCGAGCAGCUCAACGCCCACGUGGAGACGCACACAGAGGAGGAGCUGUUCAUCAAGGAGGAGGGCGCCUACGAGACGGGCAGUGGGGGUGCGGAGGAGGAGGCGGAGGACCUGUCGGCGCCCAGUGCAGCCUACGCAGCCGAGCCCCGGCCCUUCAAGUGCUCGGUCUGCGAGAAGACCUACAAGGACCCGGCCACCCUGCGGCAGCACGAGAAGACACACUGGCUGACGCGGCCCUUCCCCUGCAACAUCUGCGGCAAGAUGUUCACGCAGCGUGGCACCAUGACCCGCCACAUGCGCAGCCACCUGGGCCUGAAGCCCUUCGCCUGCGAUGAGUGUGGCAUGCGCUUCACCCGCCAGUACCGCCUGACGGAGCACAUGCGCGUGCACUCGGGGGAGAAGCCCUACGAGUGCCAGCUCUGUGGGGGCAAGUUCACCCAGCAGCGCAACCUCAUCAGCCACUUGCGCAUGCACACUUCCCCCUCCUAGAAGCCAAAGACCUUCUCCAGCCCGGGGCGCGCUCUGCAGACUCGCCCUUGGGAACAAUGGAAGAAAGAAGUGAGGAGGCCCAGGGGGCAGGCCCGGACCCCAAAUCUAGUGGGGGUGGCUCCUGGUGACACCUCUAGCCAGCCCCCACUACCCAGAGCUUUAAUCCACAGUCUGUACCAAGGGAAGAGAGCAGAAGAAGGCCGGGUCCCGAGCCCCAAAGUCUCAGACCUCAGCAGCUGGAAGGCCAGUCCCAGUGAGUCCUCACCUCUGGAGCCCCUCCAAGUCGGCCCUGGGAGAGCUCCCGGCAGAGGGCACCUACGGGGCGGGCAGGCGUGGCGGCUCCCGGGUUCACCUGAGCCUUCUUCCCAGCCCCGCCUCUCCAAGCCCAGCUGGCACCAAAGAGCUUGGGCCAGUGCUGACUGGCCCCCAGGCCUUCUGGCCAUCCUGGCCAGCUGGCACGGCGGGGUGCUGUUGGCUCUGACCACAAGACCGAGGCUGGGCUUGGGCUGGGGAUGGCGGUGAGCCCCACCUCUGCUCUGCCUGAGAUCCUGGGGUGGGUUGAUGUGAGGGUCCCUCUCAAGCCAAAAAGCCAGGACCUUUGCACAUCCAUUGAUUCUGGCUGGUCCCGGUCCCUGGGGACCCACCCGCCACCACCAGUAGCAGGAGGGGCUUACUGGGCUGGUCCUUCCCAACACGACGGUGCAGACACUCUGACAGUGUUGUUUUUGUAUCACUAUGUUUGUGCGGUAAUGAAUGUAUUUAUUUCUCAGACGUGGGGCGAGCGAGAGGCAGCCGGGCUCUGCCACCGCACGCUCCUGCCAGACCGAGCCACUGCAGGGGCUCGUCCAGGGCUGCAAAAAAGAUGAACCUUUAAGCAAAUAAGAAUCUCAGAGACUCGCAGCAUAGCCAUACACCUCAGCCUGUGAAUGAGCAAUCCGGACCAGACUGGCUUUCAGAACCCACGCAGCCACGCGUGUGUUCCUGUCAGUCACCACUCGGUGCCGGGCUGUCCUCUGCCCCCACCCCAUCAGUAUUCACUGGACUUGACCGAGUGCAGGAGUGCGAUCUGGGCUGGCUGGCUGGGCAGGCAGACCCCAGCCGCCAUCCCUGCAACCGACCUGAGUUGGGGUGAGGCCUGGGCAGCCGGAAGGGCAGGGCUCAGGGAAGAGGUCACUGUAUCCGUCCUGUCCCCCGACUUGGGGGACAAAAGCAGAGGCGCCAGGCCUUGGGCGAACAAACAAGGGAUCUCGGCUCUGCCCCCUGAGGGACCAAGGCCCUUGCUCUUACCCAGAGCCACGUUGGGGCAGAUGCUAUUGAACCUGUGAAUCCGAUGCCAGGAGAGGGGAUGGAGAGGGACCUAACCAGAGCCUCAGUCUGACAUUCCAAAUGAGGGGGUGGGUGUGCACUGUGGGAAUUGAGGCUGCCCAGUACCCCCCAGCUUCAGUCACCCCACUUUUUCUACCAGGAACUCCUCCCCCUACCUCACCUUGCUAUUUAUUGCUGUAAUUUAUUGACCUCAAAAAUGCUGCAUAACAGACCUCACUUGGGACAGGGAGGAUCUCCAGGCCCCCCCCUCCACUUGGCGGGGCCCUGUGGGGCCAGGUGCUGAGGGGAGCCUCUCUGUACCCUACCCAUCACUUGCUUUCCCCCUCCCCCCUUGGGGGACCCCAGGUUGGGCACUGGCCCAUUCAUAAAUACCUCGAGGGGGAGGGAGAGGGAUGGGGUUAUAGCUGUUUUGUUUAAUUGGAACUGGAAGAGGGAUCAUGUCCUUACUUUAUGUCCUUCCCAGAAAGGGGGAGGGACACUGUGAUCGCACUCCUGUACUGGCCACCGCCGCUGUCAGUCAUCACGUUGAGUUUCACUUCCCUCGAGAGUUUGGAUAAAUUCAGGUCAGAGCUGCAAGUACGCAGCCCUCAAGUGUCAUAGAAAAGCAAUUCACCUACGACUGAUCUCUCCAUUCAGAAGUGUGCAGUCUUAAUGUACAGUGAUGAGAAACUGUUAUUUUAUGAUCUUUUCAUUAAAAGCUUGAUUGAAAACUA